Dibothriocephalus latus is the source of this 1383-nucleotide messenger RNA. The record is from the annotation of a GenBank genome assembly. Lineage: Eukaryota; Metazoa; Platyhelminthes; Cestoda; Diphyllobothriidea; Diphyllobothriidae.
AUGAAUCAUACAGGGUCUCUGUCUGGAGCCUUCUUUGAGGAAGCUGUCUCGACGACUCCAGACUCCAAGUGGUGCGAGAAGGCAGCCGAUAGCCUCCGAGACGUUUUUGACGUACGGGAUCGCUCGCCAAAGUUUGGGGCACCGGUUGACGAAGCUGCGCGGGUAAUCAUUCUCUCUGAAUACCCUUCGAAGGUAUUUUACCUCGGCAACUUUAACUUCUGGUUCGCUGCAGUGCGUCUCAACAUGCCGAUAGGGCGUCCUUACGCAACCGCCUUUGUGGCUGAUUGGGUGGCUUCUGUUGUAAUUCAGUACUUGCAUCGUGUUUGUCACUUUCCUGAGUACUUUAAUCUUAAGGCCACCACAGUCUUCGCGACAGACGAGGACAUCAAGGAAGGCCAACUGGCGGUGGCAAGAUCUCAAGGUCAACUUCAAGGUCAAGAGAAGAGCGCAACCAAACUACUGGUCCAAGACAUCACUGUGACAGGUAAACUGACGUUGGGCGAGGCGGAAUCUAAUCACCAAUACCAGUUUCAAACUGUGCCCGUCGUCGAGGCCGUUCACUUCCGGAUAGUGUUAACAGACAUUAGCAUCAACGGAAGAUCUCUGAUCGAAAACUGUCAGGAGCUUAACUCCGGUUUGACAGUUUUGGAUAGCGGAACGCCGAACAUAAUGCUUCCAGCAGUGGUGUACAGUCGCUUUAAGAAGGAAUUACUGGCACAUUUUGAGCAAGCUGCAAGCUCCCUCAGCCAGUCAGGCAAGGACCUCUUUCGAGCUGGAGCCAAGAUCUGUCAGGACAUCGGUGAAGCCGAUACAGCCUUUCCAGGCGAUGUUUAUGCGGCCUUUCCGACGCUGGAAUUUGAUGUCCUCGCGCAGACCGGCCUUGACCCCCAGAUCCUGCGACUCAGUCUGUCUGCUCAGCAAUAUCUGCGUUAUGUGGGUCGAUCUAACAUUGCAAACGCCAAUCGAGACUGCUUCACUUUGGCCAUCGGAGCAUCUCCAAACGCGGACCUACUACUUGGAAUGAGUUUCCUCGAGGGCUUCGAAGUACUCUUCAACAGACAAGACAAGAAGGUUGGUUUCCGCACCUCCGAUUGCGUCUCAUACACUCAGUACCCCAAUCUUCCAAAUUCCCGUGUGGUGGGAGUUUAUCAGUGGAAUUCAGCGGGUGACAAGUCCUCACCGCCGGAACAGUGUUCACCACUGCUUAUCAGCAAACAAAAUGUGGCAAAGCUAGACGCCUUGGGAAUCAUUUUAAUAGUUUUCAGCGUCUUUGUUUUUCUAAUCCUUUGUGGUGCACUCGCCUUCUUCCUUCAUUGGCGAAGAAACAAAGGGCUCCGCGUCGCCGCGAACGCCGAUGGCGAUAAGAGCGAAAUUGAAAUUUAG